GGACGUUCAAAAACACAUAAAAAUGAGUGAAUUAUUGUUACCGAACUUCGUUUUAAGUAAAUUGGAUCGAAUAAUCCGUGAAAAUGGUUUUAUUAAUUAUUCAAUGGAAGUGAUGCCAGGUUCACAGAUUGGCGAUGGGUUCACGAGUCAAUUGGCAAGAAUAAAGAUUUCUGAAAGUGGCUGUGACAACACGUUGCAAAUUAUGUGCAAAUUAGCACCACUGACCGAUGAUCCAGCUAGAAAAUCCAAAUCAUAUUUCAUUUUUAGACGAGAAGCGACAUUUUAUACCGAAGUGAUGCCAAAGUUUGCCAAAUUUCAAGAAGAAAAAAAUCUAUCAAAAAGUGAUCAAUUUCUGGCAUAUCCAAAGUGUUACGGAACAAUAAUUGAUGAUGAAAAUGGUGAUUAUGCUAUCAUUUUGGAAGAUCUUCGUCCGCAAGAGUUUAAAUUGUGGCCCAAAGUUAAAACAUCACCGAUCGAAAAUAUCCGGCUAGCAAUGCGUGAAAUUGGUAAAUUUCAUGGGCUCUCGUUUGCAAUGAAAGACCAAAGACCACAGGAAUUUUCGGAAUUUGAACAAUUUACGGAUCUUUAUAAAGUUUUAUUCAAAUCAAAAGGCGUACCUGAUAUGUUUAGAAAUAGCUAUGAUUACGCUAUUAAAUCAUUAAAAUGUGAAAAUUAUAAAAAAAUCAUGCGUGAAAUAAGAGAAAAUUUUUUGGAAUACUUUGACGCAUGUCUUAACGAAAAGUCAUCAAGCUAUUUUGGUGUGAUAUGCCACGGCGAUUUUUGGAAUAAUAAUAUUCUCUACAAAUUCAACAAGAAUGAUGCUGCUGAAGAUAUACGCAUUUUAGAUUGGCAAGUGUUAAGAUAUGGCUCACCGGCAAUCGAUUUAAUUACAAACAUAUUUACAACCACCGAUAAAACGAUGCGAGAUAAAGAAUAUGACAACUUUCUUCGGAUUUAUUAUGAAUCAUUCUCAAAUACUGUAAAACUAUUGGGAAGUAAUCCCAAUGAAUUGUUUACAUUCGAUGAUUUACAAUCAGAACUUAAAAGAUGUGGAGUUUAUACAUUAUUAUUGCUGCCAAUAGCAAUACAGGUGUCACAAGCAGAUGAAAGAGAAUUAACAGACAGAUCUGAUGCGAAUGCCAAAGGUAUAGUUGGUCAAUUAAGCGAAAGAGGUCAACAGGAAUAUGAGCGACGCUUGAAUGGUGUCUUUGAGGAUGUUAUCAGAUUUGGCUAUUACCAACAAAAUUGAAUAAAUAUCUAUAAAAUACAUAAAGUACAUACUACCGUCUAAAUCGAGUUCAACAAUUGCCGUGUUUGUACUAUUGUGGACAAAAAAUACCGGUAAUUUAUUAAUAAAAUUUCGCGCGGAAAAGUAAUCAUGAAAACCUUUCGACUAUAGGUUGGUAGCUUUGUCUUUGACAUCUGUACAAAAUUUCAUGUCAAUAUCUCUUGAGGUUUUUGGUUACGUUUGUUCGUUUACACCGAUAAAUUUUCAUUUGGCGAUUUUCAUAAUGACAGAAAAUUUGGAACAAAGAUAUUGCAUUAAACUUUGCAUGCGGAAUGAAAUUUCUGCUGCAGAAACGUUGAGAAUGUUACAAAAGCUUUCGGUGAUCAGGCCAUGUCGCACAAUAACCCUAUUAUCAUACA
Contarinia nasturtii (swede midge) is the source of this 1647-nucleotide messenger RNA. RefSeq lists its product as uncharacterized. Lineage: Eukaryota; Metazoa; Arthropoda; Insecta; Diptera; Cecidomyiidae. The coding region runs from base 23 to 1249 and encodes 408 amino acids. The transcript is spliced from 4 exons. The record is from RefSeq and is a predicted model, not a curated record.